Tripterygium wilfordii is the source of this 762-nucleotide messenger RNA. RefSeq names its product signal recognition particle 19 kDa protein-like. The transcript has 3 exons. Gene Ontology annotation, molecular function: 7S RNA binding. Bases 142 to 552 code for a protein of 136 amino acids. Gene Ontology annotation, biological process: SRP-dependent cotranslational protein targeting to membrane, signal sequence recognition; SRP-dependent cotranslational protein targeting to membrane. The record is from RefSeq and is a predicted model, not a curated record. Lineage: Eukaryota; Viridiplantae; Streptophyta; Magnoliopsida; Celastrales; Celastraceae. Gene Ontology annotation, cellular component: signal recognition particle, endoplasmic reticulum targeting.
GAGGCCGAAACUUAGAGAUCGGCAGAUCGCUCUCAAAUCAAACACUUCCACUGCUAACAGGACUGCCUUGCUUGUCCAUCGUUUUUGUGAAGACUAGUUUCUUCUGUGUGUCAAUUGGGUUGUGGGGAUUUGAUCGGAAAGAUGAUGGACGGUGGACUCUCAAGCAUAAAGAAGUGGGUAGUACUGUACCCGGUCUACAUCAAUUCCAAGAAGACUGUAGCUGAAGGGAGGCGAAUCGGUGUCGCGAAAGCUUGUGAGAAUCCGACCUGUGCCGAGAUCGCCGAUUGCUGUAGUCACCUCAAAAUUCCUUUUGCUAUCGAGAUUGAUAAGGCAUAUCCACGCGAUUUCAUGCAAAUUGGGAGGGUGAGGGUUCUGUUGAAACGGGAAGAUGGAACAUUUUUCAAUCCUGCCAUUACUUCAAGAAAACAGCUGAUGCUCCAUGUUGCCGAGUUGGUUCCUAAACAUCCCGGUAGGACUAAGAAACAGGAAUCUGUAUCCACAUCAGCUGCUGGUACAUCCAAGUCAGGCAAGGGUGGAAAGAAGAAGAGAUGAUAAUGAACCUUUCAAAUUCGUAGGACAUACCCAUUUUUAGGUUCCAAUAUCAUCUUUUUGAGUUUUCAAUUGUAACCUUUAUCAAGCACAAGCUUCCUUCCAUCGGGCAUUGAGUUUCUCAACAAAAAUUCAGAUGUAAAAUUUUGUGGAUUUACCCUUUACUGUUUGUGGGGUAGUGUUAUGACUUUCAAUUUGGAAUGGUUUUCUUAA